CUGCGGCAGGAGCCCGGCCUUUCCCUCGGCUACUGACGGGUAGCCCCCUGCCCGUCUUGUCCCCGUCGUGCUUUGUGGCCGUGACAAGGCUCGGGCCCCUCGCGGCCGUCAUGCCUGCGGCGGCUGCCGCCGCGCCCAUGAUCAGCUCAGUACAGAAGCUGGUGCUGUACGAGACCAGGGCUAGAUAUUUUCUUGUUGGAAGCAAUCCUGCAGAAACCAAAUACCGUGUGCUGAAAAUAGACCGCACUGAACCAAAGGAUUUGGUUAUAAUUGAUGACAAGCAUGUGUAUACCCAGCAAGAGGUGAGGGAGCUUCUUGGCCGGUUAGACCUGGGAAACAGAACAAAGAUUGGGCAGAAAGGCUCCUCUGGGUUAUCUCGAGCUGUCUCUGCUUUUGGUGUGGUAGGUUUUGUCAGAUUUUUAGAAGGCUACUACAUUGUGUUGAUAACAAAAAGAAGGAAAAUGGCAGAUAUUGGAGGUCAUGCAAUAUACAAAAUAGAAGAUACAAACAUGAUCUACAUUCCAAAUGAUUCUGUUAGAGUCACUCAUCCAGAUGAAGCCAGGUAUCUGAGAAUCUUUCAAAAUGUGGACCUUUCUAGCAACUUCUAUUUUAGUUACAGCUAUGAUCUGUCUCACUCCCUUCAGUAUAACCUUACUGUCCUGAGAAUGCCACUUGAGACAUUGAAAACCGAAACAACCCAGACACGGCAGGAGAGUUUUGAUAUAUUUGAAGAUGAAGGACUUUCAACACAGGGUGGAAGUGGUGUUUUUGGGAUUUGCAGCAAGCCUUAUGAGAAGUAUGUGUGGAAUGGCAAGCUUCUGGAGGCAGUGAAAAAUACUGUACAUCGUGACUGGCUGCUCUAUAUUAUCCAUGGGUUCUGUGGGCAGUCCAAGCUGUCAAUAUAUGGUCGCCCUAUAUAUGUCACUCUGAUAGCCAGAAGGUCAAGCAAGUUUGCUGGGACACGUUUUCUGAAACGAGGAUCAAACUGUGAGGGAGAUGUUGCCAAUGAAGUGGAAACUGAACAAAUCCUUUAUGAUGCUUCAGUUAUGUCAUUUUCUGCAGGGAGUUAUUCUUCCUAUGUUCAGGUUCGAGGAUCUGUUCCUCUGUACUGGUCUCAGGAUAUUUCAACUAUGAUGCCUAAGCCACCCAUAACAUUGGACCAAGCAGAUCCUUUUGCACAUGUUGCUGCUCUUCACUUUGACCAAAUGCUUCAGAGAUUUGGCUCUCCCAUUAUAAUUUUGAACCUUGUGAAGGAACGUGAAAAAAGAAAACAUGAAAGGAUUCUUAGUGAAGAACUUGUUGCUGCUGUGACAUAUCUCAACCAGUUCUUACCCCCAGAGCAUGCAAUUAUAUAUAUACCCUGGGAUAUGGCCAAAUACACCAAAAGCAAACUUUGCAAUGUCCUGGACAGACUGAAUGUGAUUGCAGAAAGCGUGGUCAAGAAGACAGGAUUCUUUGUGAACCGACCUGACUCCUACUGCAGUAUCUUGCGGCCAGAUGAGAAGUGGAAUGAACUGGGAGGUUGUGUUGUUCCCACGGGUCGCUUGCAGACUGGAGUGCUGCGAACCAAUUGCGUGGACUGCUUAGACCGCACCAACACAGCCCAGUUCAUGGUGGGAAAGUGUGCUCUGGCAUACCAACUCUACUCACUGGGACUGAUUGAUAAACCCAAUUUACAGUUUGAUACAGAUGCUGUUAGAUUGUUUGAAGAGUUGUAUGAAGAUCAUGGGGACACCCUCUCCCUGCAAUAUGGAGGUUCUCAGCUUGUCCACAGAGUGAAAACCUAUCGAAAGAUAGCUCCGUGGACUCAGCAUUCCAAAGAUAUUAUGCAGACACUCUCAAGAUAUUACAGUAAUGCUUUCUCAGAUGCGGACAGACAAGAGUCUAUCAAUCUCUUCCUGGGAGUAUUCAAGCCUACAGAAGGAAAACCUCAUCUCUGGGAACUACCCACUGAUUUUUAUUUACAUCACAAGAACACCCUCAGCCUGUCCCAGAGCAGGAGAAGCUAUACUUACUGGUGGACCACAGGUGUGCUGAAGCAUUUACCUCUACCUUUUGAUGAAGUGAUCUGUGCUGAGAACCGACGCAAGCUGACGGUGAAGAAGUUCCACAAGUACGAGGAGGAGAUUGAUAUCCACAAUGAGUUUUUUCGGCCACAUGAGCUGAGCAGCUUUGAUGAGACCUUCUGCUUGGCAAUGACCAAUUCCACCAGGGAUUUCAUGCCUAAGAACGUGGGGAUUGAUCCAAGUCCAUUUACUGUUCGCAAACCUGAUGAAACGGGAAAAUCAGUGUUGGGCAACAAGAGCAACAGGGAAGAAACGGUGCUGCAGCGCAAAACAGCUGCUAGUGCUCCUCCGCCUCCAAGUGAGGAAGCAGUGUCAAGCAGUUCUGAAGAUGAUUCUGGGACAGACAAAGAAGAUGAAGGCACUGUUUCUCAGCGUUCAACACCAGUCAAGGUGACUGACACAGGAGACAGUGCAAAAAUCACAGAGAAUGUAGUGCAGUCAACAAAAGAUGUGUAUGGAGUCAAUCUCUCAGAUGUUCCUUCAGAGGAUGAUCUCACAAUAUAUGCUAGGUUUGUUCAGCUGGGACAGAGCCAGCACAAAAUAGACAAGAGCAGCCAGCAACUUUGCUCAAAGCACCACCUGGAUAAGGUUAUAAAUCUAGUGCCCAUCUCCUCCUUUUCUCAAGACAAUAUUUAUGAAGUCCAGCCUCCAAGAGCUGAUAGGAAAUCAAUAGAGAUUUUCCAUGCACACAUUCAGGCUGGGAGAGGCAACAUGCAGCCCCUGGGCAAAGACGACUUCCUCAUGUACCGAGAGUACAUCAGAAACAGAUACAUGUGAAAAGCAGCUGGGCUCUCCUGCCAAGGCUCUGCUGUCCUGAGAGGUCAUUCAAAUCAAUUUCAGAGAGGCAGCCUGGGUUUGUUGGUUUGCAGUAAUAAAUUGAUUAGCAAGCAUUUCUAUUUAUUAUCCUUUUCUAUUGUCCAUUUACACUGUUGUGCUCUACAGGAACAGCAAAAAAAAACAGAGAGAAAGAAGUGAUUUAAUGUCUACUCCUCAGCUGAAGGAGAAGAAUGUGAGCUGAGAGACUCAAGUGAAUAAUCUGAGCACCUGCAGUCAGUGAAGAGUGUGGAGCAAUUUAUGGCAAA
Messenger RNA from Dryobates pubescens (Downy woodpecker), 3148 nucleotides. RefSeq names its product FIG4 phosphoinositide 5-phosphatase (gene FIG4). NCBI's taxonomy places the organism in Eukaryota, Metazoa, Chordata, Aves, Piciformes, Picidae. The coding region runs from base 111 to 2843 and encodes 910 amino acids. The transcript is spliced from 23 exons. Gene Ontology annotation, cellular component: intracellular membrane-bounded organelle. Gene Ontology annotation, molecular function: phosphatidylinositol-3,5-bisphosphate 5-phosphatase activity. Gene Ontology annotation, biological process: phosphatidylinositol dephosphorylation. The record is from RefSeq and is a predicted model, not a curated record.